AUGGGUUCAGAGGAUAUAACUAGACCAAAAGGACAUUCAAGAUGUUCCAAAGGCAGCGUGGUUUUCCCCUUGAUGUUUCUGAUCUGUUCUGCUGUUCCUGGCAGUGGAUUUUCACUGAAGAGCUGCAGCCUGAGCAAGACUAUAGCUUUUUGUGCAGAGAAACGACUGACUACUAUUCCUCAGGAUAUUCCUCCGACUGUUACCGGCUUUGACCUUUCUGUAAACAGGCUGACAAAGAUACGAUCUUCAGAUUUCACACCCUUACCUCUUCUAGUGUACUUGGAGCUGAAUCGCAACAAGAUUUUACAUAUUGAAAGCGCUGCUUUUGCCACUCUGACUUCCCUAAAAAAGUUAAAUCUUAACAACAAUAAAGUUAUCAAACUCGAGGAAAGAGCUUUUGAUGGGUUGAGCAACCUCACCGAGUUACGAAUUAAUCAUAACAAGAUAAAUAUUGUGUCAUCCACAUCGUUCCAGUCUUUGAGGAAAUUAAAACACAUGCCACAGCUUCAAGAGUUGGUGCUAAAAGGAAAUGGUUUAAAAACCUUUCAUUCAUGGGAACUUACCAACAACUCACUCAAUCUUUGCAGACUUGAUUUGACUUUUAAUCCUUUGGAAGACUUCAGGAUCACUGCUGACAUCUUCCAUAAUCUCACCUGUCUGAAGAUCGGCAAUCCUUACGGCAACAAACCAAUGACGUGGGAUCUGAAAAACCAUACUUUCUUGAGCACAGUGUCCAGUCUUGACAUCAGUGGGCUGAUUAUGUCUCUUGAUGAUAUGAAAGAGUUAUUUAAAGCUGUAAACUCAUCACUCACCUUUCUGCGGAUGAACAGCAUGAAACGCAACCAAAGUCAACUCAUCAACAUUUCCUGCUCCAUUCCAACAAUGUCCAAAUUGCAUUUUCGACGCAAUAAACUCAAAAUUAUCGAUUCAGAUUUGUUCAAAUUAUGUGUCCAUCUGACUGAGUUAGAUUUAGCAGAUAAUCAUAUAAAAAUUAUCCAAGAAAAUGCCUUCACAGCACUAAAAGGUUUAAGGAUUUUGAGCUUGAAUAGAAAUAAACUUUCAUCUGUUCCAAUCGCAACAAGGAAUCUACAAAAUCUUUCUGAGCUUGAUCUAGAUAGCAACACAAUCCGCUCAAUCACAUGUCAAGAUUUCGCCAAUAAGACGAUGCUGAAGGAACUAAGCUUGAAGAAUAACUCAAUCUCAGCUCUGAACAAAUGUGCCUUCAAGGAUUUGCUACGACUCCAAGUUCUACGAUUACAAUCCAAUCAGAUAGCACAAUUAAAUGGAUCUUUUGAAAAUCAUCUUCCAAACCUUAAACGUUUGUAUUUGAAUGGAAAUAAACUUACUAAAAUUUUGGGAAAGGAAUUUGGAGGCCUGAGGUCUCUCCUUAACUUAUCAUUACAUCAAAAUCAAAUAAAGGACCUUUAUAAAGACAGUUUUGUUGGACUGACAAAUCUCACUGAUGUCCGCUUGCAGUCAACCAGUAUCGCAAGACCGGCUUUAAAGUCAGGUGCUUUCAAUGCUCUGAUUAAUCUAAGAAGAUUGGAUCUAUCUUCUAAUCAUAUAAAAUAUUUUGACAGUCAACCUCUAACGCAUCCACCAUUUUCUAAUCUGUCCCGUUUGGAGGAGUUGUCUAUUAUUGGUCAGCAUUCUUCUGGAAAGUCCUUUCUGCCUGCAAAUUUCCUGCAAGGUUUAAACAACUUGUUGAGUUUCUAUGCCAAAAGAAUUCAUAUUGUUUACAUCGAUAAAGACACAUUUAAAUACACCCCAAAGCUCGAAAAUCUUGAUCUUGGGUCAAAUGAUUUGAGGACUCUGUCUUCAGAACUGUUUGCCCCAAUACAAAACCUUAAAAACCUCUACAUACACCGAACAGGUCUUCAGUCGUUAGAUUUCUUCAUAGAUGCCAAUCUGACCAAGCUGGAGUUCCUGGAGGGACGACACAACCAAUACUCAGUCAUCACCGAAGAUGUAAUCAAGUCGCUUCCAUCGCUCCUGUGUGUUGACUUUACAUAUCUUAGUUUCUCCUGUGACUGUGACAAUGCCUGGUUUCUAAACUGGACAAUAGCAAAUACACAAACACAGGUUAUUGAUGCGUAUAACUACUCUUGCAAUUAUCCAGAUGACUUCAAAGGCAAAAAGCUUUUGGAUUUUGAUUUCACAUCCUGCUUACAAGAUAAGGGUUUCAUCUGCUUUGUGUCCACAACAUGCAUGGUUUUCUUUGUCAUGUUUAUGUCCUUCAGCUACCAUUUCAUGAGGUCCCAACUUUACAUUGCCUACUACCUAUUCUGGUCUUGGCUCUUUGACUCAAAGUACAAAAAUAAGCAAGCUCCUCAUCGGUACGACGCCUUUAUCUCCUACAACUCCAGUGAUGAGCCUUGGGUGAUUGGUGAACUGUUACCCAAACUGGAAGGAGAGCAGGGCUGGAGGCUGUGUCUGCACCAUCGAGACUUUGAACCAGGGAAGCCCAUCAUAGACAACAUCACAGAUGCCAUCUAUAGCAGCAGGAAGACGAUCUGUGUGAUCAGCCGCAGAUAUCUCAGGAGCGAGUGGUGCUCCAGGGAGGUCCAGACAGCCAGUUUCCGUCUCUUUGACGAGCAGAAGGAUGUGCUGAUCUUAGUCUUCUUGGAGGACAUUCCCACCUCCAUGCUGUCUCCUUUCCACCGAAUGAGGAAGCUGCUGAAGAAGCAGACCUACCUGAGCUGGCCGCGCGCUGCAGACCACCCAGAGGUAUUCUGGGAAAACCUGAGGAACGCUCUGCGGACCGGCAACGAUCCAGAUGAGCAGAAAUUACAACUCGCUGUGAUAGAAACGUGUUGAUGAGAAGGAAGGGCACAAUUAACGACUUCCUCCUGGACGAGCUGGGAUUAUUUUCUGCAUCGUGGGAACAACAGAGGAUUUCAUUUAUAUCUCAAUCAACUAAAAGAUAUUGUACUAUGAGUCAAAAAACAUCUUCAAAA
Messenger RNA from Poeciliopsis prolifica (blackstripe livebearer), 2957 nucleotides. Its product is annotated as toll-like receptor 13. Gene Ontology annotation, molecular function: protein binding; transmembrane signaling receptor activity. NCBI's taxonomy places the organism in Eukaryota, Metazoa, Chordata, Actinopteri, Cyprinodontiformes, Poeciliidae. Gene Ontology annotation, cellular component: membrane. Gene Ontology annotation, biological process: toll-like receptor signaling pathway; inflammatory response; immune response. The record is from RefSeq and is a predicted model, not a curated record. The transcript is spliced from 4 exons. The coding region runs from base 1 to 2817 and encodes 938 amino acids.